Molecule: messenger RNA, 6362 nt
Organism: Hyposmocoma kahamanoa
Lineage: Eukaryota; Metazoa; Arthropoda; Insecta; Lepidoptera; Cosmopterigidae
Product: probable Rho GTPase-activating protein CG5521
Exons: 33
Coding region: 1-5646 (1881 amino acids)
Biological process (GO): positive regulation of GTPase activity; regulation of small GTPase mediated signal transduction
Cellular component (GO): cytoplasm; nucleus
Molecular function (GO): GTPase activator activity
Source: RefSeq, a predicted model, not a curated record
AUGUUUACUAAGAAAUCUCAUCAAGAUGUCAAGAAAUCAUCAGUUAAAAUACAGGAUUCGAAGAAGGAUUCUGCGACCAGGCUGAAGCAUUUAAAAAUUGUCUUAGAACAUUACGAUGCCGAUGAAGCAAAGAGCUAUUUUGAAGCUAACUUCAGUCAUGUGUACUACAUUCUGUACGACAACUUCAUUCAAGCUGAAAAUAAUCUUCGUCAAAGAGAACUUCCGUUCCACCUCGUUCACAAAGCUGGCCGGGAAGAGCUAGAGGGCGCCCUGUCCCUUCUGGAAAAAGUAUUAUGCCUUCUACCAGAGCUGAUCACCAAGAGAUGGCAGUUGCACUCUCUGACAAGAAUAUUUUCGAAGCUACUCCAUAGUGGAAACUCACAAAAACUCCGGGCAGAGGCAGUAAGGUAUUUCCUGUUAUGGUAUCAAGCUCUCGGAGAUAAUGCGCCAGUGGAAGUACAUAAAAUGUUCGCAUCUCUCGUACCGGGCCUACCUGAGUUUUGUAUACAGCCAAAUGGUUCCCCGCUCAAGGGAAAGCCGUAUGACAUUACCACGAACACAUCAAAGGAACGUAGUAACUUCAGUAUAGAUGAUAUAAUGCAACAUCCGAACUUUAACGCAGAAAACUCGAAGAAGAUUGUCGUAGAACAAACUUCAACAGGCAUUAUAGGGAAAAUUGCGAAUGUAUCAGCUUCAAUAUUCCAUGAUACAAAUGCUUUAAAUCCUGUUCAAAGCGUUGAAAUACAGCCACUACUUCCGCCAACUGCCAGCGAAAAAGCUAUAGAUAAUGAAACAAAAUAUUUCUUCGAAAUACUGCUUGAUGGUAUGGCCACAUCAAUUACAAAGAUUCAGUGGAAGGACAGAUCUCACACAAAAGCCAUGAGAAGCUUCGCUUUUCUGCUUGAGAGAUUCAAGCUUUAUUAUUUGCCAGUGAUCUGUCCGCAGUUCAAUUAUAAGAACUCUUUAUACAAGCCUAACCUUGACUUGCCAGUGCAACAUAACAUCUUAGAUGACGACUACGUAAUAUGCCGAGUCACAUUAAUCAAAUGGGUAGCAAGCUACGCUCACUUCAUGAAGAAGCAGGGCAGUGAUCACGGUGUGCAACCGUCCUCUAUGACUAGCGCAGGAUCUCACAUGGUCCAUUCCACCACACCAACGCCGGCGAUGUCUCUGCAUCAUGAAGAAGAGACUUCGUUUACCGUGGGACAUCCGUCGGACUCUAGUAGAGCAUCCAGCCAUGAUUCAGCUUCUAAUACACCGCAUCCUAGCUUGGAGUCAGGAUCAGGGGUCUGCGAAGAGUUAAAUUCCGAACAAGUGGUGCGCGACGUUCUAUGUUGUUCAUCACGCGAACACGUCGACUUCACGAUCGAAGUACUGCGACAGGCUUUUUUGCUGCCGUUCUCGCACGCUGCUGCAGUAAGGCGUGUCAUCGCGCUUUAUAAGGACUGGAUACAGAUGAAUGUGGCGGAGAUCCCUCCGUUCCUAAUGGAAAACACCUACGAGCAAAGCGGUGGCGAGCCACCCAUACCACCGCGUCGUCUGCGCAAUGACUCCUACCUCGGCGCAGUCGGUAGAGACAAUGUGAUGGUGCGCGCUGGCUUGCAGAAUGUGCUUCAAGUAUUCAUGACGCAAGCGGCAAACGUCUUCCUAGCGUCACCGUCACCCGUGGCGCCACCAGGCGCCCUGAGCCAGCAACAAUUACUCGAAGAACAAACGGACACCUGCAAACGCGUCCUCAACAUAUAUCGAUACAUGGUUAUGCAUGUCGCCAUGGACGCUAACACCUGGGAACAAUUGCUGCUAGUGUUACUUCAAAUAACAUCUCUUGUACUCACAAAAGUACCACCGAAGAGGAAACAAGAAUCACUAGUGUCGUACCGUAUUAUUCUAGGAGGGUUCCUGGCACCUGCACUGUUCCAAACGCUUAUUGUAACAUGGAUAAAGGCCAAUUUGAACGUUGCUGUGAAACAAGAAUUAUGGCAGAACUUUAUGGAACUUUUGACAAGGCUAACGCAUUGGGAAGAUCUUAUAAAGGAAUGGGCUAAAACUAUGGAAACGUUGACCCGCGUGCUUGCCCGGCACGUGUACUCGCUGGACCUGACCGAAGCGGUGGGGGGCGGAGGGGACGCUCGGGGUACGAGAGGUGCGCGACGUGUCACCCCCGCACCCGUGCCCCUCCCACGCCCUGCACAAGGCUUGUCUACGCACCACCAGUCCGUUGCUGCUGCUAACGAUACUAGGACUCCUGGAAAAUCGCCAAAAUCGGGACACGAAACACACCAACGCAAAGAAACGAGCACUUCCCGACGCCAACUGCAACGAUGCCGGAGCGAUCCACACCUUUCCAAACUUAACACACGAACAGAGGCAGAUAAGGAUCAGGACCGGGAUAAGACGAGGCGAUGGUAUUCACUGGACUCUUUACGGAACUCUCAGCGACACGAAGAAAGGGAUUCCGAUGGUGGAUCUAGGUCACCGUCGCCGGCGCCUUCUAGUGGCGUCGAGAGCAGUUCCAUCAAAGAUUCACCGUUGCAGAUUGACUUGGUCUCAGACGGUGGCAAUGUUGAAUGGUCAGAGAAUGAUCCAGGCGAUGGAGGUGGCGAAAGUGGACUAGGUUUAGGCGCGGGUGCCGGCGUAGGAGUUGUACUGGGAGGGCGAGCUCGCGGCUGGUUGCCAGACGUGGCCGCAGUGUUGUGGAGACGAAUGCUUGCCGCUUUGGGCGAUCCCAAUAAUUUAAAAGAACCGCAGGCCCAUGCGCAUCUCUACAACUACCUCAUACAUCUCAACGCUACGCUGCUCAAGAUAAGCGCGAAUCAAACCCUCAAUGGCAACACAGAAAUCCAUGUGCCGUUCAAUCUGGUGGCAGGAUGGUGCCUCGAGGCCGAAGCUCUGCCACCUACUCACAGAGCGGGCAAAUUGCUUGCCUUGCGGUUACUGUGCGAAUCGACACAGGCGCAGGGCACAGGCGCACCUAUUUCGUGCAACAACCGCUUGCAUUUAGCGCAUCUGCACCUUUAUCAGCGAGCAUUGCAUCAUGGUCUUACUGGCGAAGAUCGGUCUGUAGUAGACGUUUUAGUAGAGCACGCGGCACCACGCUAUUUAUCGCUCGCUCUCGACGGAUACUCGCUACUGCUACUUGACUUCGUACAUGCUUCCACUGUCGUACUUAACUCCUCCGAUAUGGGACCUUCGUGUCCGCGCACGGCCGCCGUCACUUUUCUGGGUUCCCUCCUGUCGCUGCCAGACGGUCUGAUGAACGCGCCUAUGCUGCAACCUUAUCCUCAUCAGUACAACACCGUCUCCUGUCCUGAUCUUAAGGAGCACGUCCUGAACAUCGUCGUCCGCGUGUGCCGUCGCGAGGGCGCGGCCCGAGCGCGUUGCGCCGGCGCCUGCGCGCUCGCGGCGCACGUGGCUCAUCUGCUGGCAACGCGCGCGCCUUCGCCGAGGCUGCCGUCUUAUGUCACUUGUCUGCUGCAGAUGCUUAUGAUGAAGAACAAAAACAUAGCCAAAGUAGUGAGUGACGCAAUAUUAGUGCUAGCAGACUACACCGACCGCAUUGUAGAGUUAUAUCCCGGGCUAGCUGGUAAAAUAAUAAAAUGGAUCUGCGCUUGCUUAGCGCAAAUAUCGAGUAGCAGUACUCGGGACUCGGUGAAGCCACUGGCCGGGUCUUUGCUGUUGUGUCUGGCUGAGUUCGCCGUGCGCUGCGGGCCCGCAUACCUGAUGCAGGAGAAAGACGGAGAUCAGUCCUUGCUGCUCAUGAUAUUUAAGGUGUUAUACGCGGUGAUGCGAGGCACUAAUGGAUCUGACAUCGACGGACUAUCUCUGCCAGUAGACGAAGAUUUCGAUGCAAACAUACAGCUGGAUAAUCUAGGUCCUAAAUCUUCACCUGUUUCCACUAUUGAUGUGAAACUUUGGGCUCAAACGAUUUGCACGCAACUAGUGUUGUUCCUUGGGCACUGGCCUCUCUGGAGCGGCUGUCAGCUCUCGUCAAGUGUGUGCGAACAGCACGACAGCCCGUCUCUCGGCGCCGAGCUAGGCCCAGCAGUACUGAGCGCUCCACACGUACAACUGAUGAGAUUCUCUGAAUCCACGCUAGCGAGUCUCAUUGAGCUACGUGCCUUAGAACCAGCUGGAGCAGCUGCUACCACUCCUGGUCUAGCAACAUCAGAUCGUCAAGUACGAGUGUUACUCCGAGACAUCGCGGGUAAAGCCUGUUGGGACGCUUCUGCGCUCUAUUACGACCCUUCUACCACCAUCACAGAAGCGCUUGAACACCUCGCUUUACCUGACAGUGUUGACAGCCCCAGGGACAACACACUGUCAUCCUUACCUCCACCUCUACCGCCUAAUUUGCUACCAGAUUUUAAGAAUAGUCCUCCGGAUAAACAUCAAUUGGAUCAUGUGCUAGCAUAUAUCGGUCAUACAUCUCCUGAGGUGGCAUGUGGGCGACGGCUGGACGAGGCAGGCCCGUCGCCGCUGCCGCCUGGCGCAGAGGACGAGCUGGUUGCAGCACUCGUCUCACAUCGCAACGCCGAGAGACACUAUUUGGCUAAUAGAGAAAGUGAGGAAGAAUUAGAGCAAACGGAAUCGUGCGGGCCCGUGCCUCCAGGCCCAUUCGAGCAGUGCCGCUUGUUGCUGGCUCAACUGGGUACACUCGCCCCCGCACGUCGAACGCAUGCACAACUGCUGCGACGCUCGGACAGACUAUUGAGGGAGCUUAGAAACUUGGACGCGCAACGGUGUCGAGAAACGCACAAAGUUGCCGUCAUAUAUGUAGCCAAAGGCCAAGAAAUGCGUAACGAGAUCCUAUCCAACCGAUGCGGCAGCCCUGCGUACGAAGCUUUCUUAGCUGCCUUAGCUUGGGAGGUGGAACUGGAAAGCCACGUCGGUUUCGCUGGCGGCCUGCGAUCGGGCGGUGGCGGUGGCACCAGCGCGCCUUACAUCGCGACGCUCACAUUAGAGGCGCUAUUUCACGUCGCCACACGCAUGCCCGCUGAUACACCUGACGCUAUACUGAACAAGACACGUCACUUAGGCAACGAUGAGGUGCACGUGGUAUGGAGCGAGCACUGGCGUCCGUACAAGCGUGACACGCUACCCACGCAGUUUUGCGACGUGCUCAUUGUUCUCUACCCACUGGCUGGAGGGUUGUUGCGAUGUACCGUUUCCAGAAAACCUGACGUGUCAGUAUUCGGUCCACUAUGGGAGGAAUGUAUAGUGCACGUAAGUUGCGCAGCGGCACUCGUACGAGGAGCAGCGUUCGCAGGCGGACGAGCCGUACGGGCCACCAUGCCUCUGUAUCAGCACGCGUAUUCAGAACGGGCAAGAUCGCUCGAUGCACUCGUACAUCAUCAUACGCAGCCUACUACGUUUGAACACUUCGUAGAAAGGAUACGGGAACCAGUAGCCCUGCAGCCCGCGUUGAGUAACACUGCUGCUGAACAAGGAAGUGGUCGGCUCGCAGCGGCAUUACUGGACCACGGCGCGAGUACAUGGGGUACCAGCAACGAAACUCAUACAAUAUCGCCCCGACCGGUGAAGCGACUGGGACCUUUCAAACGUCCAUUGACGACACACGCAGGCCCCCAAACCGCGCCCCCUGCAACGCAAAUUACCCCUGCUCCCGUACCCCGACGAAAUCGAUGAACUCCACAGUAACCAACUCCUGUUACUUUGCAAUCAUUGACGUAGAAAAUAAAGAGGUGUUCUAUGGCGCCCUGACAAACUGGUCCUAGACUAGUAAGCAUUUGUUUACAGGGCUUGAAAAAUAGCUUUGAUGAAAAUUUGAAUCAAGUGUAUAUGAUCCUUCCGAGAAAUAAAAGUGACUGCGCUAAUGUCUGCAUAGUAGUUGAACUUCUGGUAACAUGACUGUUAGAUUAAGAAUAAUAAAGGACUCUGUUCACAAAGUGUCAGUAGCCCGAAUGUGCUAAAUUCGUGAAAAGUAGUUGCGUGAUUUUCUAAUUAGACAUGUCAUCAGACAGUAAAGAAAUUUUCAUCACCUAUUUUUGUAGAAAAUUAUUAGAAUAAGAUCAACGUUAUCCGCUGAAGUGUAUUGUGGUGCGAUUAUUAACUUAGAGUAACGAGUAUGUUGAGCUUGUUGUAUUUACGUAUCAAACUGAAAAUGCGAUGUACAACUUUAUUUUUCAGUAAUUUUCUUUAUUUUAAAGAAUAAUUUCUACUAUUAAUGUUUUUAUUUUGUUCUAUGAAAAAAUGUGUAAUAGUCAUUUUAAUUUCAUUCGUCCAAUGAGAGAUUGUUAUUCAGACUUAAUAUUCAAGUACUUAAUUAUUUAUAUAACCUUUUUUACCUAUCUGUUUUGCAUUUAAAAUGUAAUGUGGUUGAUUGCACAGCAAUUAGAUUAUAU